This is a messenger RNA of Oppiella nova, 2730 nucleotides long. NCBI's taxonomy places the organism in Eukaryota, Metazoa, Arthropoda, Arachnida, Sarcoptiformes, Oppiidae. The record is from the annotation of a GenBank genome assembly.
AUGGCAAACCUUUAUUAUGAUUUAAACGAUUAUUUCUACGAAUCAAACGACUUUCCAAUCGAUGACUACAAACAAGUGAGGAAUUCGCGUAAUUUUACCGGAAAAGUAGUGUUGACUACCGGUUCUAGUUCUGGCAUAGGGGAGGGUAUUGUCAAACUAUUCUCUAUAUUAGGUGCCAGUGUUGUGGUCACCGGUAGGAAUGCCACUGAAAUUACAAGAGUUGUCGAAGAAUGUCAAGAAUUGUCACCAAAUAAAUUGAAGCCAUUAGAAAUAGUGGCCGAUUUGACCAAAACUGAUGACGUAAACAGACUGUUGAAUGAGACAAUCAAAACAUUUGGCAAAUUGGAUGUAUUGGUGAACAAUGCGGGCGUAUUAAAGCCGUCACCCCUAAGAGAUCCAAAUUUUAUGCACGUUUUCGAUCAGACCAUUAGUAUUAAUCUGAGGGCUUAUCUAGAGUUAAGUCAAUUGGCAGUCCCUUACUUGGAUAAAACCAAUGGCACUAUAAUAAGCACUUCCAGUAUUGCAUCAUCACUCCCGGAACCAAUGGGUCUGGCCUAUGAAGUAAGCAAAUCUGGCGUAGAUAUGGCCACCCGGACAAUGGCCAUGGAGUUGGGCCCUACUAUUAGGGUGAAUGCUAUAAAUCCUGGUCUUAUCAUAACAAACAUACAGUCAGGUUUGGAUCCGGUUAUAGUGGAGGCCUUACGCAAGCAAAUGAUAGACCGGACGCCACUAAAGAGAGCGGGACAGCCGUUAGAUGUGGCCAAAGGGGUUGUAUUGGACCGGAGUUCACUACGGGUCAAAUAUUGGCCACGAUUAGAACACCAACUGCCGCCUCAACAGAUAGUAAUGGUGCUGGUCACCGGAUCCAGUUCCGGCAUAGGGGAGGGCAUCGUUAAGUUAUUUUCUGUAUUGGGUGCUAAUGUUGUGGUCACCGGUAGAAAAGAAGAUCAAGUGAAACGUGUGGCACAAGAAGUCCAAGAAUUGUCACCUAAAAAAUUAAAGCCGUUGGCUGUUGUGGCGGAUGUGACCAAAACUGAUGACUUGAAUAGACUAUUGAAUCAAACGAUCCAAACAUUUGGCAAAUUGGAUGUAUUGGUGAAUAACGCCGGUAUCGGGAUGUUUGCCGGCGUUAAGGAUAAAAACUUUAUGAAAGUGUUUGAUCUCAUAAAUCGUGUCAAUCUGAGGGCAUAUUUACGGUUAAGUCAGUUAUCGGUGCCAUAUCUCGAAGAAACCAACGGCACUAUUAUUAGUAUAUCAAGCAUUGCAUCCAUGUUACCGGUCAGUCAUUGUGUGGAUAUGAUGACCAAGGUAUUAGCACUGGAAUUGGGGCCAAAGAUUAGAGUGAAUGCUAUCAAUCCCGGGUUAAUUGAAACAAACAUCAACACCGGUAACACUGGUGUGGAUCCCGAUUUAAUUCCAAUAUUUGAGGCACAAAUGGUUAGCCGCACACCACUUAAGAUGAGGGGUAAGCCACUGGACGUGGCCUACGCUGUCGUAUACCUGGCCUCAAAAGAAGCUCAGUUUGUUAGCGGAGCUAAUCUUGUGGUCGACGGAGGACUUGUCUAUAACGCCGGAGGAAUCACCUGGCCUCAAGUGAUGCCCAUGCUGGUCACCGGAUCCAGUUCCGGCAUAGGGGAGGGCAUCGUUAAGUUAUUUUCUGUAUUGGGUGCUAAUGUUGUGGUCACCGGUAGGAAAGAAGAUCAAGUGAAACGUGUGGCACAAGAAGUCCAAGAAUUAUCACCUAAAAAAUUAAAGCCGUUGGCUGUCGUGGCGGAUGUGACCAAAACUGAUGACUUGAAUAGACUAUUGAAUCAAACGAUCCAAACAUUUGGCAAAUUGGAUGUAUUGGUGAAUAACGCCGGUAUCGGGAUGUUUGCUGGCGUUAAAGAUAAAAACUUUAUGAAAGUGUUUGAUCUCAUAAAUCGUGUCAAUCUGAGGGCGUAUUUACGGUUAAGUCAGUUAUCGGUGCCAUAUCUCGAAGAAACCAACGGCACUAUUAUUAGUAUAUCAAGCAUUGCAUCCAUGUUACCGACUAAACUAGGAAUGGCUUAUGAAAUAUCGAAAUCAGGUGUGGAUAUGAUGACCAAAGUAUUGGCCCUUGAAUUGGGGCCAAAGAUUAGAGUGAAUGCCGUCAAUCCCGGGUUAAUUGAAACAAACAUCAACACCGGUAACACUGGUGUGGAUCCCGAUUUGAUUCCAAUAUUUGAGGCACAAAUGGUUAGCCGCACACCACUUAAGAUGAGGGGUAAGCCACUGGACGUGGCCUACGCUGUCGUAUACCUGGCCUCAAAAGAAGCUCAGUUUGUUAGCGGAGCUAAUCUUGUGGUCGACGGAGGACUUGCAAAGAAUUCACGCGAUUUUACGGGCAAAGUAGUACUCGUCACCGGAUCCAGUUCCGGCAUUGGGGAGGGUAUCGCUAAGCUGUUCUCAGUAUUGGGCGCCAAUGUUGUGGUCACCGGUAGGAAAGAGGAUCAAGUGAAACAUGUACUUGUUAAUAACGCGGGAAUGGGUGUGUUUGUUAGCGUCAAGGAUAAGAAUUUAAUGAAAGUCUUUGAUAACGUACUCCGGAUUAAUCUGAGGGCUUAUGUCAAGUUAAGUCAAUUAGCCAUUCCUUAUCUCGAAGAAACCAAUGGCACUAUUAUUAGUAUAUCAAGCAUUGCAUCAACUCAUCCGACCAAAUUAGCUCUUGCUUAUGAUAUAUCCAAAGCGGGUGUGGAUAUGAUGACCAAA